UAGCAAGAUAGCAGCGAUUAGAAAUUGGUCGACGGCCCGCACAAUGACAAAAUUGCGGUCGUUCUUAGGCCUAGCUAAUUAUUAUAGGAAGUUCGUGAGGAACUUCUCCACUAUCGCCGCUUCCCUUCGCAGGUUGCUCAAGAAAGAUGCAAUCUGGAAGUGGGACAAAGAUUGUACAUCCGCUCUUAAGAAGUUAAAGCGAGCGUUGAUAAAGUACCCUGUCCUCAAGGUGGCAGAUCCUUCCUUGCCAUUUGUCGUCACCACGGACGCAAGUCAGUAUGGUAUAGGCGCCGUGUUGCGGCAGGAUGACGGCAAUGGCUACAAACCCGUUGAGUUCAUGUCAGCGAGGAUGCCAUCAGAGAAAGUAGCUACCUCGACUUACGAGAGGGAACUCUACGCUCUCAGGCAGGCUUUAGAGCACUGGAAGCACUAUCUACUUGGGAGGCACUUCAAAGUUUAUUCAGACCACGGGACUCUUAGGUGGCUGAAAACGCAGGCUAAGAUGACACCUGAGCUAACUAGGUGGGCCGCUGAGAUAGAUCAAUAUGACUUUGAGCUCAAACCGGUUAAAGGCAAGUAUAAUGUAGUUGCAAAUGCUCUAAGUAGGAGAUCAGAUUACUUUGGAGCUAUAGCUCACUAUAUGGAUAUGAGGACAAACCUGCAAGAGGAAGUAAGACAAACGUUCUUAGUACGUAAAGGUGCAGCUGGGCUCACGGCAACGAAGAUGGAGAACAAGAUUGGUCUGAGAAUGGUUCAGAAUGGGGACAUUCAACUGCAGGCCGUUUUUGUUCCAGAGGAAGAUCGGCUCACUGGCGUCAGCUCAUUUCAAGAUACGAACAAGGUCCUUGCUGGCUCGCGCGUCAUGGUUGCAUGGCAACCAGUCGGGAUUGUAAUGGGCGUUUUUGAUAUGUGUAAUAGGUAUCUGAAGGAGAGGAGACAAUUUGGGGUUCCCUUGGCAGCAAUGCAGCUUAAUCAGGAAAAGCUGGUUCGGAUGCUCGGCAACGUGCAGGCAAUGAUUUUGGUGGCAUGGCGAGUGUCUAAGCUCUAUGAGGAGGGCAAAAUGACCCCGGGCCAUGCAAGCCUUGCCAAGGCUUGGAAUACACAGCGUGCGAGAGAAACCGUGGCCCUCGGACGUGAGCUUCUUGGUGGAAAUGGCAUCCUGGUCGACUACCUUGUGGCAAAGGCUUUUUCAGACAUUGAACCGAUCUACAGCUAUGAGGGGACAUACGACAUCAAUGCCUUGGUCGUGGGACGAGAGGUGACAGGGGUGGCAAGCAUGAAGCCGCGACUUCCUACCUCUUCUCGGGAGCAUUUUUAAGAUGCGAUGUGUAACGUUUCGCGUGAUUCUGACUCGACAGUGUACCUUUUCUUGCAUACGCGUACACCAAGGAGGAAGACUAACGCCAAGGAUCUAGCAGGGUGGGCGGGCAGACGGGCUUAAGCCGCCAGUACACUGUCCCCAGCCUUGUGGAGAAAUCUUUCAUCACCUACGAAAAUUUUGGAGGCUCAGGCCUACCGAACCACAAUGGCUGGCGGCGGCAGCCAAAAAAAAAAAAAAAGGUGCAUCACUGGCGGGUCUGUUGGCAGUUGGGCAUAGCUUGGUGGGUAGUGGAAGGUCGCCAGGCCCGGGUGUACUUGUGGUUUAAAAAAGAGAAUAAUACCCAUAUUCCGGUGCGUUGGACUGAACGGCCCGUGCAUUGGCAACUGUUUAUGGUGGUAGAGAGGGGACUCUACAAGAUGUAAAUCCAUUAAGCAAGCAAAGGGAAUCCGAAACAACUUCAAUGACGUAAACUGUAGAUUAGUUCGGCAAUUUGGCAAUUGAGUUGAACUGACACAGAAGUGAUAUAAUCUGCCUAGGCUGCCAUCGGUGAAAAGAAAAGAAUUGGUGAGAAGCUGUAAAUUACUUGAGCAGCUUGGCUAGUGAUAAAAGAGGUACAGAAUUGCGAAUCGAUCAGUGACCAGAAGUGUGACCAGAUGGAAUGAAGCAGAAGCAUCAUUCAUGGCUCUGUUUAUGGUUUCACCAGAAACCGAGAACCGCCUGGUUUCUGCACAAACCAACCCAUGAAGUUUGUUUUUCCAGAUUCCCUUCUUUUUCCUUUUUUUGUUUUAGAAAAAUGGGCCCUUACGGCCCCGGCUCCUUUCCACUCUCAGAAGCGACAGUGCGGUUCCGAUUUCCCAGAGUCCUGCAUAUCUCAAGGUUUCCUUUUGGGGAGUCCAUCGAUUUCCCAGAGUCCUAAUAUCUCAAGGAUUCCGUUUGGGGAGUUCACCCCAACGACUUUGAAGUUUGAACGCCAUAAGGCUCAGUGUAAUAGUUCAUCCAAACAACUUCGAAGUUUGAGUGCCAUAAUGCUCAACGUAAUCGAAUGAUUAGGCCUCCAUUGGUUGGAGUUCUGUGCAAUUUCUAGAAGGAAAGUGGCUGCAGCUGUUGCAUGGCACGUCAGUUUCCUGGCUUUCGUUUGCAGCUGCAGACCACCAACGAGUUCCCCCCCCCCCUCCCCUCCCCAAGUUGUGAGACAUCCGACUCCUUUUCGUUUUCUUGCAAAGAGAGCUGGCAUCCUGUAACAUUACUUAACCGUCUGGAUUUGAACCCUGGACCUGUUGAUCAGGAGUUCACACAGGCAUUAUUCAACCACCUGGAAGCAUAGGCGGAGAUGUGACUGCUCUCCCAGGUUUUGGAAUCGCACACAGACUGCCAUAAGGGCAUACUGACACCAGCACUUUACUAAAUGUAUUUGACUGCAAGUACGGCCAGACCUGGAUGAACUUGACUGCAAUCACUUCCAGGAACGGCCUAAAGCAUCACUGAGUUCAAUGGGGACUUCAACGUCCAUAAUCUCUAGAUAAAUAUAGAAAUCAGCAAAUUGCAGUCUAGCCAAGUGUGCUGUUCUACAAGGCCCAUUACUACAUGCUAACCUACCUGAUACAAUCCCACCUGCAGCUAAGAUGUUAUCGGGCACAUGUCUGUGUGUGUGCAUGGGAGGGAGAGACAACGUGGGAGGACAUAUGUUAUGAUAGGUGUGUGUGUGUGACAAGCGAGAGAGAGACACAGACCAGACAGAUGGAGAGACAGACAGGCAGGCAGGCAGACAGACACAGAUGAACCGAGCUCAAUAGAAAGA
This is a messenger RNA of Chara braunii, 3119 nucleotides long. The record is from the annotation of a GenBank genome assembly. NCBI's taxonomy places the organism in Eukaryota, Viridiplantae, Streptophyta, Charophyceae, Charales, Characeae.